AUAAUAUUGUUUGCAAGCUGCGCUAUAGCUGAGAAGAAGUAGUAACAGUAGUAGUAGCAGCAGCAGAAGUACUUGGUAUUAGCCGGUACUAGCAAGUAGACGUAGCCAGUCUACGCAAUACCAAUGAUUCCUAUAUGCCCAGUAGUUUCUUUCACCUACGUGCCCAGCCGGCUCGGUGAAGAUGCUAAAAUGGCUACAGGCAACUACUUUGGAUUCACACCCGGUGCUGCCGCGCAGUACAGUCAGCAGCCAGUUGCUGGAGUUGCCUACACACAUCCCACCACAGUAGCCAGUUACACAGUUCAUCAAGCACCCGUGGCAGCGCACACUGUGGCCGCCGCCUAUGCUCCCACAGCAGCCACAGUUGCUGUGGCUAGACCUGCACCUGUGGCUGUGGCAGCAGCUACAGCUGCAGCUUAUGGAGGAUACCAGCCAACGCACGCUGCCACUGACUACAGCUAUGCUCAGCGCCAGCCUGAGGUCCCUCCUCCACCACCUCCGGUCACUUCACAGAAUUACCAGGAUUCCUACUCAUAUGUUCGUUCGACAGCUACAGCUGUAGCCUACGACAGUAAGCAGUAUUACCAACAGCCCACUGCUACAGCGGCUGUUGCUGCCGCACAGCCACAACCCAGUGUGGCCGAUUCGUACUAUCAGACAGCCCCCAAACCAGGAUAUAGUAGUCAGGGAGUAACCUCUUACUCCCAGACUCAACAGACACGUCAGGUGACUGUGAUAAAGCCAGCUGCUCCCAGUCCAGCCACGUCCACCUUCUCCAUCUAUCCAGUCACCUCCACUGUCCAGCCUGUGGCUGCCGCCGCCUCCGUCGUCCCCUCCUACUCCCAGAGUCCCACCUACAGUACCAAUGCCGUCACUUAUUCUGGUACAUCGUACUCUGGCUACGAAGCAGCUGUUUACUCGGCAGCCUCCAACUACUACCAGCAGCAGCAGCAGCAGAAGCAGGCAGUGGCAGCUGUAGCAGCAACAGCAGCAUGGACAGGAAACGCCUUCACCAAAAAACCCCCCUUCCAGAGUAAGCACCUCCGACCCAAGCAGCCGCCAAAGCCCCCACAGAUCCACUAUUGUGACGUGUGUAAGAUCAGCUGUGCAGGCCCACAGACAUACAAGGAACAUCUGGAAGGCCAGAAACACAAGAAAAAAGAAGCGGCCGUAAAGGUUUCCCAGAGCAGCAGCAGCAGCAGCAGUGGCAGUGGGACUGGGAUCUCAGCCCGCAGCGCACAGAACCAGCUCCGCUGUGAACUCUGUGAUGUGUCGUGCACCGGUGCUGAUGCUUACGCAGCCCACAUCCGUGGAGCUAAGCACCAGAAGGUUGUGAAGCUUCAUACCAAACUCGGUAAACCGAUUCCAUCUACUGUGCCCAGCACUAUCAGUCAGACCUCAUCCUCCGCCACAGCUGCUCCCAGCAAGACAGUUGGUUCAACCCUGGGCAGCUCCGGUACCACUACCUCUCUGUCAAUGGCUGCUACGUCCUCAUCCGCCACUUCCAGCGCUCCCUAUCUGAAGCCAGUCAACAUAGUUGGCAGCAGUGUGGCUAAUAUGAAGACCACAGGAACCAGCAAUCUCUCUACUGUUAAUUCAUCAACAGUGAAGAAAGUCAGCACUCCCAAGAUCAAUUUUGUUGGUGGAAAUAAGUUGCAGACAUCAUCAAAGUUGGAAGAGGGCAAGGCAGACCUAACCAAAUCUGGGGUGACUUCUUUGAGUGGUCAGGAUCCCAAGAAUGAAGUGUUGGAUUCACUGUCCACAUCAGCGCUGGCUGCACUGCAGAGCGACGUCCAGCCUGUGGGUCACGACUACGUUGAGGAGGUCCGAAACGAUGAAGGAAAAGUCAUUCGCUUCCAUUGCAAGUUAUGUGAAUGCAGCUUUAACGAUCCAAAUGCUAAGGAAAUGCAUCUGAAAGGUCGGCGGCAUCGCCUGCAAUACAAGAAAAAAGUAAAUCCAGACCUGCAGGUGGAAGUAAAGCCUAGCAUCCGAGCAAGAAAGAUUCAGGAAGAAAAGAUGAGAAAGCAGAUGCAGAAAGAGGAAUAUUGGAGACGAAGGGAGGAGGAGGAGCGCUGGCGGAUGGAAAUGAGACGAUAUGAAGAAGACAUGUACUGGAGGCGCAUGGAGGAAGAACAACACCACUGGGAUGACCGACGGCGUUUACCUGAUGGAGGCUAUCCACAGGGGCCGCCAGGGCCGCCUGGCUUGCUUGGAGUUCGGCCUGGGAUGCCAUGUCCACAGUCUCAGGGCCCUGUGCCUCCGCGCCGGCCUGACUCUUCAGAUGACCGCUACGUAAUGACGAAACAUGCAGCUAUCUACCCCUCUGAAGAUGAGCUUCAGUCCAUUCAGAAGAUUGUAUCAAUCACUGAGCGCGCCCUGAAACUAGUCUCUGACAUAAUUACAGAUCAGGACAAGGGCAAAGAAGAGAGCAAGGAGAAAAAGGAACCCCUUAAAGAUAGAGCCCUGAAGGGAGUUAUGAGGGUGGGAGUCCUGGCCAAAGGCUUGCUUCUUCGUGGAGACAAGAAUGUCAACUUAGUUCUGCUGUGUUCUGAGAAGCCCACCAAAGGCCUUCUCACCCGCAUUGUGGAGCACCUUCCCAAGCAGCUAACAAUGCUAACGCCGGAAAAAUAUGAGGUGAAGGGUUCCAUCCAGGAAGCAGCCAUCAUCUUGACAUCUUGCUCUGAGCCGAAGAUGCAAGUAACAAUCACAAUGACUUCUCCGAUCAUUCGAGAGGAAGCUGACCGGGAUGGAGAUGUAACCUCGGGUAUGGUGAAAGACCCAGCGGACGUCUUGGACAGGCAAAAAUGCCUUGACGCUCUGGCUGCUCUGCGCCACGCUAAGUGGUUCCAGGCUAGAGCCAAUGGACUUCAGGCCUGUGUGGUGAUCAUCCGAAUCCUGCGAGACCUUUGCCAGCGAGUUCCGACUUGGUCUGCCAUCCCAGGAUGGGCCAUGGAGCUGCUGGUUGAGAAGGCCAUCAGCAGCACGUCUGCCCCCCUGAGCCCAGGUGAUGCAUUAAGACGUGUCUUUGAAUGUAUCGCUUCUGGAAUCUUACUGCCAGGUGGGCCAGGAUUGGUUGACCCCUGUGAAAAGAAUCUAGUUGAUACCUUGGGAACUAUGGGAGAGCAGCAGAGGGAGGACAUUACUUCAAGUGCACAGUUUGCUCUGAGGCUGCUGGCAUUCCGCCAGAUCUAUAAGAUUUUGGGUAUGGACCCUUUCCCACAGACCAACCCUCGUUUCAACAUCCACAACAACCGCAAGCGUCGCCGUGACAACAGCGAUGGCACGGACAGCUUCGAGGGCGAAGGCAAAAAGGAUAAGAAGGAUUAUGAGACCUACUAAGUUCUACGUGUGUAUUUAAAACAUGCCGGCGUGAGUCCAAGAUCGUGGUACAGCUCCUGCUGAUGUAACUGUAGCAUCACUUGUUUCUACACACAAACUUUUGCAUAGUGUUUUAGCUGUAGAUUCCUCAGAGCCUGAUACACUUGUGUUCCGCCGCUCCCUGCUGAAGUGUGCUUUAGCUUGAAAUGGCAGGUUAAAUGCAUUCCACAUAAAGGUUUUAGCCAGAGUUUAUGAUGUAUAAGUAGGCACAGAUAAACCCCAAUACCUGCAUUCAUGUAAAUUAUAGUUUCAUUUAAAAGUCGACCACGUUGUAACCAUUAUGAAGCAUCAGUUUUCUGUGCAGCUUUGUUUUCUAUGUUGAAAGUGAUAUUUGACGCUGUAGCUCAGUUACGCUUCAAAACAAACAAAAAAAACUGGCAUUCACAGAGAUUCAGAAGAAAACUUUACUGUUGAGAUUUGUUUGUGGUGAAGUUGCUUUGUUUUGUCCAUUUUCAUAUGUAUAAAAAAAACUGUAUAAUCUUAAAACUGGUGAAGAGAUUUGUGUGUGUAGCGCAUGGUCAGUAACGUUACUGUGUUUUGGCUUCUUAACGUUUUCCUGCUUGGUAAGAAACUAAUGAUUUGCUCGCCCUUUACAUUGGUUUAUGCUUCCUUGUUAAUCUUGGUAAUCUUUAUUAGUUUCCGGUUAUGACGGCGAAUGGGCAGGGCACCGCAGUGAUUUGUUUGCAGUUUGAGUCCUGUUGUGGAUGCUUUUCAGACUGUCCAAUCUGCUUCAGCAGAAUAAAUUUUACACAAUGA
This is a messenger RNA of Thalassophryne amazonica, 4134 nucleotides long. It is a transcript of the gene zfr, whose product is annotated as zinc finger RNA binding protein. The transcript has 20 exons. Gene Ontology annotation, molecular function: double-stranded RNA binding; single-stranded RNA binding; zinc ion binding. Bases 124 to 3339 code for a protein of 1071 amino acids. Lineage: Eukaryota; Metazoa; Chordata; Actinopteri; Batrachoidiformes; Batrachoididae. The record is from RefSeq and is a predicted model, not a curated record. Gene Ontology annotation, cellular component: precatalytic spliceosome.